CUUAAUUUAAUUUAUUAUUAUUAUUAUUAUUAUUAUUAUUAUUAAUCUCCUUCUUCCUCAAAAGUUAAUCAAGACUAUAUAUACGAAACGCAACGCUAGCUAGAGCUUAAUUUUACAUGUGAAACAAUUUCCAAUCUUUCUUUCUUUCUUUAAUUGUUGAAUGGCUGAGAAGAAGCUUGAACUCUUUCGUGCUGGGAUGAACCCAACCUCCGUUUACGGAAAUGAUUGUUUCUUGGAGCAAGUUAUGGUAAAAGAAGGAUCAUCAUCAAGUACAAGUAAUAGUAUCAUAACAACAAAGAAGAAAGAAGAAAAAGAUAAUAAUAAACACGAAGCGGCGGCAGCAUCACAAUUCUCAUACACAUCUUUGUAUAAUUCAUCAUCGUCAGCAUCAACAACUACUUUCAAGAAACUAAGAAUAGCAGACUCAUCAUUGUUAAACCAACAAGACUUUGCAGCAGGAAAGCUCAUGAAUUUUUCCACUUUUUUAAGACCUUCAAUGCUUCGUCAGAAUAGUUCUGUUUCACGUGAUGCUGAUAACAACAAAGAAGAACCGUUUCCUGAAAAGCAGUUAAAAUCUGUUAGCAAUAAUAAUAAGAGGAAAGUGGUGGAUACCGGCUUCUGUAACGAACCCUUGAUAGAAUAUUCGUCUGUGUGUUCGCUUGGAGCGUCAACAAACAACACACACAUUUAUAGCCGGAAACAAGACCUCCAUGACUCCACCUACUCAAGCGAGAAUGAUGAAGACAUAGAAGAUGUUACCAGCGAAGAGACAAGAUCAACAAGAAACUGCGCGUACUGAAAGAUCUCAUACCCAAUUGUAAUAAGGUAGACAAGGCUUCACUGCUUGAUGAUGCCAUUGAAUAUCUUAAGGCCUUAAAACUUCAUUUACAGAUUAUGACAAUGGGAACCGGGCUAUGCAUGCCUCCAAUGAUGCUACCUACAUCUUCUCCAACCCAGCAAUUACAACAGUUAAUGGGUAUGAGGCCUGGAAUUAACAUCCCUUGCAACAUGGCUCAGUUCAAUGGUAUUCCACCACUACCUAAUGGAGUUGGCAUGUUUGGUUUCCCUAACCAAUUCUUACCCGUUAUUCCGCCAAAUCCAAUGUCUCAUGCACCUUUCACUACUACUACUACUACUCAUCCCAUGCUUGGAAAUAAUAAUAAUAAGGUUAAUAAUCUUUGUACACAACCGCCACUACUUCAGACAACCAAUAAUAUCUCAGCUCUAAAGUAGGUGUAUUAAUCAAUUCAUUGUGUUUCAUUGAAUAAAUAUUAUUGUGAUUUGUGUCAAUAAAAGCUACAUCAAUUAAUGUUGUAUCAA
This is a messenger RNA of Arachis ipaensis, 1320 nucleotides long. The record is from RefSeq and is a predicted model, not a curated record. Lineage: Eukaryota; Viridiplantae; Streptophyta; Magnoliopsida; Fabales; Fabaceae.